This is a messenger RNA of Pseudoliparis swirei, 3802 nucleotides long. Its product is annotated as RING finger protein 17-like. The transcript is spliced from 27 exons. The record is from RefSeq and is a predicted model, not a curated record. Lineage: Eukaryota; Metazoa; Chordata; Actinopteri; Perciformes; Liparidae. The coding region runs from base 1 to 3714 and encodes 1237 amino acids.
AUGAUCUGGUUCUGUUUAUGGAAAGGCAGGUCAGAAUCAUUCAAGAUCUCGUCUUCGGGGAUCUACAGGACCCAGCCGCCUGCUGACCUGGAGCAGAAGCAGCAGCAGCUGGACGAGGCGUUGAGGCGAGCGGCGGAACAUCUCUCAGCUCUGCCCGACCUCCACGAGCUCAGGAGAGCCAGAGCUCGUCUGGAGGUUGAGAUCCAGCGAGCAGCAGACGGAGCGCUGCAUGCGGUCCACAAGUGGAAGGUGGAGCAGUUGAGUCAGCUAACCCAGCAGGAGGCCCAGUUCUCGUGGGGCCGUGUGCAGAAGAGGAGGAAGGAGCUGGAGAUCGCCAUGCAGAUGGCCAGAGAAGUGCAGCGCGUGCCCUCCCUGGAGCAGUACUGCUCCCUGGACAAGGUUCUGGAGACGCUGCAGGCUCCUGUGGAUCAACAGUCCGACGACAUUGAACGCAUCACCACCCAGAUGAGCUGUGUUUUCCAGUCACAGUGUGUGAACCAGAGUCUGACGUUGUCUCUGGAGAUGAAAGUCAGUGUCCCAAAGCAUGCAACGGGCCGGAACAGAAACUGUUUCUCCCCAACACCGGAGCAGCCGAGCCCGGCGGCCAUCGGACCGAGCUCACGAGGCUCCGCCCCCUGGCGCCGCAGCUCGACCUCGCAGCCCGUGAGUCCAGACGUAAUAGUGGAGGAGCUUCUCAUCGAGGGGCAAGAGACAGAUCCUCUGGCAGAUGUCCCUCCCACCGGCCCCCUGCUGGCCAAUGAUGUCCCUCCCACCGGCCCCCAGCUGGCCAAUGAUGUCCCUCCCACCGGCCCCCUGUUGGCCAAUGAUGUCCCUCCCACCGGCCCCCUGCUGGCCAAUGAUGUCCCUCCCACCGGCCCCCUGUUGGCCAAUGAUGUCCCUCCCACCGGCCCCCUGCUGGCCAAUGAUGUCCCUCCCAUCGGCCCCCUGCUGGCCAAUGAUGUCCCUCCCAUCGGCCCCCUGCUGGCCAAUGAUGUCCCUCCCACCGGCCCCCUGUUGGCCAAUGAUGUCCCUCCCACCGGCCCCCUGUUGGCCAAUGAUGUCCAUUCCACCGGCCCCCUGCUGGCCAAUGAUGUCCCUCCCACCGGCCCCCAGCUGGCCAAUGACAACAAGAGGUUCCACAGAAGAAUGAGCCAGUCGUUUGUCAACAAGACCAAUGUCACCCAGUGGGUGGUGGUGAGCCAUGUGGAGAGCCCCAGUAACUUCUACGUCCGCUACGUGGCGGAGAAGAGAGAGAGCGACAUCCUGUCCAAGAAGAUCAAACACUUCUGCUCCAGAAAGAGCUGCUGCUUCAGCUGCAGGGACUCGCUGGGCCCGGGCUGCCUGGUCUUCGUGAAGGUGGAGGAGAGGGUCUGGUGCCGGGCCACCGUGGUGGAGGUCUUCCAGGUUGGAGGCCUGGAGGCCGUGAAGACCUGCAACGUGUGCCAGCUGGCCCGAGUCCAGGUCUUCUUGCUGGACUCGGGCCUCGUCAAAGACCUGGUCCUCCAGGGAGAGGAGGCCCCCGAGUCCUCCCUGAAGGCCCUGGACCCCCAGCUGAGGGAGACCCCCGAGUCCUCCCUGAAGGCCCUGGACCCCCAGCUGAGGCGGGUUGGGAAGGGCGUGAAGAUGGAGCUGGACCACUUCCCUCCUCAGGCCAUCAGGUGCUCCCUGAAGGACCUGGUCCCCUACAACCCGACUAGGGGCUGGAGCAGAGCGGCCCAGCAGGAGUUCCUCAGCCUGGUGGGCUCCUCGGCUCUGGAGAUGAGGCCUCUGGGUCGGGACCAGGACUCUCUGCUGGUGGACCUGAGGAAGACCCCCAUGGACCAGGCCAGCGACCGGCCCAUCUCCGUCAGGGAGUACCUGGUCUUCAUCGAGGUGGCCAGGUUCUACUCCCCCCUGAAGACAGACAGGAGGCCUCGGCUCUACUCUCCUCCUCAGUUCCCCAGGAUGAACACAGAGCUGAAUGCUGUGGUGACACACACACACAGCCCUGCUGACUUCUACAUCCAGCUGGUUGACAACAUGGAGUUUGUGUUGCUGUCAGCGAAGCUGCAGGCCUGUUACAAUGAGACCAGAGAGGAGCUGAGCGUCUCCUGCCCCGUGCUCCACCAGGCCUGUGUGGCCCUCUACGAGGACAGGAAGUGGUACAGGGCACAGGUUACAGGUCAUCCAGGGGGCAGACAGGUGGAGGUGCAGUACGUAGACUUUGGCAAUAAGAAGCUGGUGUCAGUCAGCGACUUGAGGAAGAUCAAGGACGAGUUCUUCUCCGUUCCCUCCAGGGCCAUGCACUGCUGUCUGUCUGACGUGGUUCCUCCUGAUGGAGACACCUGGACUGAAGCCUGCAGACAACGAUUCAUCAGCCUGGCUCACCAGAAGCUGGUCAUCGUCAUGGCAACAGGAAAAGUCCCUAAAACGGAGCCUCUGCCCGUCAAGCUGUUUGAGAGCAGCCUGAACGGACCGCUGGACAACAUCACUGAGCUGCUAGUCAACGAGCAGCUGGCCUCCUUCACAGAGAGGAGACUCCUCUGGGAACCGGCCGUGUGGGACCCUCCUCUUGAGAUGGGGUCCACCCUGCCGGCCGUGGAGGAGGCGCAGAGCGAGGAGCCGCUGGACCUCCCGUCUCAGCUGAAGCUCCUCCAUCAACUCAAAGACCUGAAGGUCCGAGUCAGCCACGUCAACUCCCCGAGCAGCUUCUACGUCCAGCUGGUGCAGUCCAGCCCUCAGCUCCAAAGGAUGUGUGAGCUGGUGAAGGAGCAGUGUGAGCACCUGGAGCACCAGGACCUGGUCUGGAAGCUAGACCAGGUCUGUGCGGCUCGGGUCGACGGGGUCUGGGAGAGAGGACGGGUCCUCCACCUCCAGACCACCAGCGGCUGCCUGGAGGCGCUGCCGGCCGACCCGAGGGGACCCCUCACCGUUGAGCUCUUCCUGGACGGGCUGAGCCUCAACAGGAUCCUGACUCACCUCGAACACGCCUCCGUGGACCGGCCCGUCUCGCCACAGAAGGGACACUCUGAGCCGUCUCCUGCCCUCCUGAAUGAGUGGGACAUAGACAUUCAGGCUCUGAGGGGUCCAGAGGACACCGUGUUGGGGCCCUUCAUCUCCCCAAAGCUUCCUCCGGAAGGAGAACCGUUUCAAGUCCAAGUGAAACACCUGCGCACGCCCAACGAGCUGUUCCUGUGGCCUCUGGAGGGAUCAUCUGAGCAGCAUCUGGACGGGGAGGCUCUGGAGGAGGCUCUGAGCCGGAUCAAUGACGACAUGGAGGCCACACAGCAUCUCACCGACAUGCGCCAGGGCGGCCCGUGUCUGGCCCAGUACAGCGACGGGAGGUUCUACCGGGCCCGGAUCAACGAGUUCAGCGGCGUGGAGCCCGUCAGGAUCCUGGUCCAGCACGUGGACUUCGGCUCGGAGGACUCGCUGCCCCCCAGCAGGCUGCGCCGGCUGCCGGCCGAGCUGCUGCGCUUCCCGCCGCGGGCGCUGGAGGUCAGGGUGUCGGGCUUCGGGCCGCCGAGCGGCGGCGGGGAGGAGGAGGAGGCCGUGCUGUCCUACAGCCCCGGCUGGAGCCUGAAGGCAACCAUGGACAUGCUGCACAUGCUGCACGGCGACAUCACCGCCGCCAUCGUGGCGCGGGAGCCGGAGCUCACGGUGCUGCUGUACAACGAGGACGGAGAGCUGGUGCACCUCCCUCUGGUGAGCAGCGGGCUGGCAGAGCUGGAGUGAAGACGAGGUCAACGGUUUCCUGACGCCGUCUCUUGUGAUUUAAAGUUCUUUGUUCUAGUUUAAUUGUUUAUUAAAGUCGUUCUCAGUU